AUGUCCAAGAGACGUCAAACAGCACUCCAGGCCGUUCAGGCCCUCAAUGAUUGGGACAUUGAGGCAAUCAUGUCAUAUCGCCAUGAAAGUUGUAUCCACGAGAUGCUUCCAAAGUCUCUUGAGCGACCUCCUGCAGACAAUGCAACCUUUCGCAAACACUUCAGCGCCUUGAUGCCGUUACUCAAGAACUACAAGGCCGAGGUGGAAGAUCUUGUAGAGGACGCAGCCAGCAAUAAGGUGGCUGUUCAUAUCCGAGGAAGUGCAGACUCGGACUUUGAACCAUAUCGUAACGAAUUCAUCAGUAAGUGGCGUCGGUAA
Messenger RNA from Pestalotiopsis fici W106-1, 318 nucleotides. RefSeq lists its product as uncharacterized. The record is from RefSeq and is a predicted model, not a curated record. Bases 1 to 318 code for a protein of 105 amino acids. The transcript is spliced from 2 exons. Lineage: Eukaryota; Fungi; Ascomycota; Sordariomycetes; Amphisphaeriales; Sporocadaceae.